AUGGAGUUACAAGAUCUGCUGCCAACCCCUCACUUCAAAGAAAAUAUCAGGGUUUACAAUUCCAUCUUGGCGUUUACAUCAAUUGGGGCGAAGAUUGAUCAGUCGGUUAUGAAUGGUUACGGGCCAUUUACCUUCCGGAUUCACGGCCAAAAUCACCAUCGCAUAGGCCCACUCCUCCCAAAAGAGGGACAAGCCCCAAAAUUCAACCAACUCUACAUCUAUGAUACAGCCAACGAAAUUCAGAACCGGAUAAGCACUAUGUCAAGAAAAAAGGAGUCUGAAAAACUGGAUGCAAAGAUAGUUGGUGACCUUAUUUCAAUGCUGGAUGCAAAUAAUCAACUAACAAAGGAGUUUAGAAAAGCUAGGGAUAAAUAUGAAGCUGGCGAAAUAGAAGAGCUGUCAAUACGGCUUAUUGGGCAAAAAGAGAAGGGUAGACAAUAUGAUCUUCCCACAGGCGAUGAAAUUGCAGGGCUCAUUGUAGGCAAUUUUGAAUCUUCCACAGGUCACAGAGAUGUCUUAGUACAAUCAAAAACGGAUGGUUUACAGAGGAUAAACACUCUCCACCAACAUUAUAUGGCCCUCCAGUACCCAUUGCUUUUCCCAUAUGGAGAAAGUGGCUUCCACUUGAAUAUUCCAUACAAACCAACAAAUGGGCCUAAAAUUAAGAGAGAAAAUGUUACUAUUCGAGAGUACUAUUCAUACCAAAUCCAGAGUAGGUUGUCUGAAGGGAAAACCCUUAUCCUAGGCGGGAGGCUACUGCACCAAUUUAUCGUAGACGCAUACACCGCUGUUGAAGAAGAGCAACUGAGGUUCAAUAGAAACAACCAAAAAAAAUUAAGAGCCGAUCUCUACAACAACGUCCGCGAUGCAGUAGGAAGAGGAGAUACAGAUUCUAAAACAUUGGGAAAACGAAUCAUACUACCUGCAUCAUUUACAGGAGGACCACGGUACAUGCUCGAGAAUUACCACGACGCAAUGGCAAUUUUCCGAACUUAUGGUAAUCCACACCUAUUCAUUACCAUAACAGCAAAUCCGGCAUGGCCAGAAAUAGAAGAGCAUCUCCAACAGUGUGGAAAUGGAUCAUGUAAUGAUAGACCAGACGUUGCUUCACGUGUGUUCAAAAUGAAACUUAAUGAAAUGAUGAGCGAUUUCAAGAAAGGGCUUUUCUUUGGAGACUUCCGUGCAGGUGUAUACACAAUCGAGUUUCAGAAAAGAGGCCUUCCACAUGCCCACAUCCUCUUGUGGUUGCAAAACUCAAUCCAAAAUCCCUCACCUGAUGUUAUUGACAAGAUAAUAUCAGCAGAACUACCAGAUAAAGAAAGAGAUGCAGAAGGAUAUGAGUUAGUAAAAAAACACAUGAUGCAUGGUCCAUGUGGACUAGAUAGACCACAGUCUCCAUGCAUGGAAAAUGGGAUUUGCAGCAAAAAAUAUCCACGACCUUAUGCCCAAAACACAUCCUGCGACAAAAAUGGGUACAUAGUUUACAGACGCCAAGAAGACCCACUGAACACCGUUCAAAAAAGUGAUACCACUCUUGACAAUAGGUAUGUCAUUCCGCAUAACUUGGAUUUGAUGAAAAAAUACAGAGCACACAUAAAUGUGGAAUGGUGUUGUACUUCUAAAGCUAUUAAAUACCUUUUUAAGUACAUAACGAAAGGCGUUGACAAGGCAACAAUUAUUAUCGAGAAAAAAGGAGCACCUCAGCAAGAAGGAAACACAACUGAAAAAGAAGUCGAGGUAGAUGAGAUAAAGAACUACCAGGAAUGCCGAUAUCUAUCAGCACAUGAGGCUUCAUGGCGGAUCUUUGGUUUUGAAAUCCACGAACAAAGACCAGCUGUUCAAAAGCUAAUAAUACAUUUAGAAGGGCAACAGAAUGUAGUCUUUGAUGAAAGUGAUUCUCCAGAAAAUAUUGAAGCAAGGAUGGCAGGAAGAGGCACAAUGUUCACAGAAUGGAUGGAAGCCAAUAAACACUAUAAGGAAGCACAAGAUAUUACAUACGUCCAGUUUCCGAUCAUGUUUGUCUGGAACACAUCAAACAAGAUAUGGACACUAAGGGAAAGAGGAACAACAAUAGGGAAAAUUGUGAACAUCCACCCAUCAGCAGGAGAUCUGUACUAUUUAAGGCUGAUUCUAAACCAUGUCAAAGGGAAAACAAGCUUCGCGGACAUUUGUACAGUUGGCGACAAAACAUACUCAACAUUUAUGGAAGCAUGUAAUGCGAUGGGUCUGUUAGAUGGAGAUAAAGAAUGCCACGAAGCUAUAGAUGAGGCAUCGGGUUGGGCAAAAAAGGAGAUUCAGCAAUACACACUGGUGGAGCUUCAGAGACUCUUAAUUCAAAGUAACAAAUCACUUGAUGAUUUUCCGGAUAUGCCAAAACCCGAGAAAAACAUAAUGAGCGAGUUAUCAAACUCCUUGCUUGACGAAGAGAGGAAGUACAACAUCAAAGAAGAACUUGUUACGCACAGCACCCUCUUAGAUUCACUAAACUCAGACCAACAAGCAAUUUACACCGCAGUUAUGGAUUCCAUCGAUAACUCUAGAGGGAAACUAUUCUUUCUAUAUGGGCCAGGAGGAACAGGGAAGACACAUGUUUACAGAACUAUAAUCGCCAAGCUACGAUCAACAGAACAAAUUGUCCUCCCCGUAGUAUCUUCAGGAAUUGCUGCGACACUAUUACCAGGUGGUAGAACAGCGCACUCUCGGUUUAAGAUCCCAAUAGAUUUACACGAGGAGUCAAUGUGUGACAUAAAACCAAGAACAAUGCUGGCAGAGCUUAUUGAGCGUACAAAGCUUAUCAUUUGGGAUGAAGCUCCUAUGGCACACCGACACACAUUUGAGGCAGUAGAUUGA
Molecule: messenger RNA, 2850 nt
Organism: Eutrema salsugineum
Lineage: Eukaryota; Viridiplantae; Streptophyta; Magnoliopsida; Brassicales; Brassicaceae
Exons: 3
Coding region: 1-2850 (949 amino acids)
Biological process (GO): DNA repair; telomere maintenance
Molecular function (GO): DNA helicase activity
Source: RefSeq, a predicted model, not a curated record